Messenger RNA from Aspergillus clavatus NRRL 1, 906 nucleotides. RefSeq names its product DUF2011 domain-containing protein. The transcript is spliced from 3 exons. The record is from RefSeq and is a predicted model, not a curated record. The coding region runs from base 1 to 906 and encodes 301 amino acids. NCBI's taxonomy places the organism in Eukaryota, Fungi, Ascomycota, Eurotiomycetes, Eurotiales, Aspergillaceae.
AUGUUUGACCUCCCAGACGCGAAACGCGUCCGUCGCGAUGAACUUCUCUCCGGAGAUCUAUCUUCCCGCUCUCCAUCUCCAGCCCCCGAAUCCGUCGCCCAGGACGCCCAGCAACGUCUCAGAGACCUCCUCAACCUCGACGCCCUGCUCGCACCCGCACAACCCAGUGAGCCCAAACAACCGUCUCAAGACGCCGGCCAUGCUUCAGAGGAUGAAGAGCAGGAAUUCGAGUUCCGCCUGUUCAGCGCUGCGCCGAAACCCGAUGCCAAGAACGAGAAGGCUCCCGCGAGCGGGGAUGCACCGGCCAGCGCGGGGACACAGAAACUGCGAAUCCGGCUUCGUUCGCCGACGCCUGGUGCGGUGGAUGGGGAGGGUCGCUUUCUGAAUCCGUUUCGUGGGUGGGAGUACUACUUUACGACGCCGGGGUUGCUUACGGGGUCGGUUGGAGAGGAGGAUGCCGGGGCGGCGGAGAGGAGGAGGCGGUUUGAGGAGAUGGCGGUAACGGGGGAGGAGAUGGUGGGCUGGUCGAAGGGUUCUUGGCCUGGUUGCCAUCUGCCUUGGCGGGUGAUACGUUUGAAAAGACAGCAUACGAAGUUACCGCCUGCUUCCCAAGAUCCAGCUGCGAUUGCGACUGUGUGCGUCACGGAUCCUCCAGCAAGAGAGCCAAAGUCGCGAAAGAAGCCUGGCAAGAAGCGACGAAUCCAACUACGGAAGCGAGUCACGGAAGCCGAGGAAGCGAAGAUCAAGGAUGCGGAGAAGCGGACUCGCAAGAACAGGGAGCGAAAGAUGAAGCGACGACAAAAGGCACGGGAGUUGAAGGCCGCCGCAGCAGCAGCAUCGGGACAGAGCCAAGACCAAGAAGUUCCUGAUACCGAGAUGCAGGAUGACUCUGAGGCCAGCGACUGA